AUGGCAGAAUUACCAACAGUAGUCUCCACCAGUCCUUUCCCAUCUUACAAUGAUAUAUGGGAAGGAAAUGCUAAUUCCACAAUCGCCUCAGCAGCCCCGACAGGCUCCACAUCGGCUUCUACAGCUGCAAAUGUUGUGGGUGGAAGUUCUGUCGCCACACUGUCCGUCACUGCUCCAGUCGUCACGCCACUACCGAGUUUCGACAACGCUUUCCUCUUAAGGAACGCUGAUCUGUUGCGACAGUUACAGCAGCAACAGCAAAGAGAUGAGAUGCUGCAAAGUCUCCGAACAAACUUGUUUACCAGUGCUUACUCAGGGGGAAACCCUGUCUCCAUCGGUCCUUUUGCUUCUGGAUCUCUGGUAAGUUCUAUGAUCUCUACUUCUGUACCACAUGUUACACAAUUCUCAUCCGUAACAAGUGCUCCGAUGAAUAACGGUCUAAACGACCUGUUUCUCCAGGGAUCUCUGGGAUUAAACCCCCAAGACCAAGAGUUGCUCAUGCCAUAUCAUCCCACGUCUAUGACGUCGCAGUCAAAGUUCACGCUACGGAUUGUCAAUGCUCCACUCCCAGCUAAGCUGAAGAUGCCUCCCACGUUAAAAUUUUACGACGGUACGUCCGACCCGGACGACCACAUGUUCGCAUUUGCCGGAGCAGCUAAGGUCGAGCAAUGGCCAAUGCCGGCUUGGUGUCUUAUGUUCGCCCAAACUCUCACCGGAUCGGCUAGAGUUUGGUUCGAUGGGUUGCCGGAGGGGUCGAUCGAUCACUUCGAGGACUUCCGACGUAUAUUCUUGCAAAACUUUUGUCAGCAGCGUCGCUGCAAAAAAGAUAUUACUGAGGUACACCACAUCAAGCGCCGCGACGGAGAGUCCGUAGAAGAUUUCAUAGACCGUUUCAACCGAGAAAGUAUGCAGAUAAGUGGAGCAGUAGACCAGCUCCGAGUAUCGGGUUUCUGUCGUGGUGUACGGAACAAUCAAUUGGUGGAAAAACUUCACGAAGAUCUCCCAAAGACCAUGGAGACGCUCAUGGAACGGGCUCGAGCUUUUGUUCGAGGGAAGAGUGCCUGCGGCCAACCGAACGAAGCAACUGCUAGGAGCUCCAAAGCCCGAACCACGUCAUGGAGACGGAACGCAUCGCCACCAAAAGAUAGGAGCAGUAAUUGGAACAGAAACCGUGGUCCGUAUCAAAAAUCUGAUCGAAGCAGUUUCCGAACAGGAAACGUGCGAUUCAACAGUUUCUCUGAAUUAUCAAAAUCACCGAGCGAAAUUCUCAGCACGGAAAACACUCGAUUUCCUACGCCAUCAAAGCAACGGCCUACCUCAGAUAAGCACUCCAAGAAAUAUUGUGAAUACCACCGCGACAAAGGCCAUACAACCGAUGAAUGUUGGGCUUUAAAGCAAGAAAUCGAAAAGGCCGUCCGAUCCGGUAAACUCUCACAUCUUGUAAAGGAAGUAAAAGAUGGAAAGAAGCCAGCAACAGUGGUUGACAAUCCGAACACCGAACCAGGAAUCAAUAUGAUCCGGUCAGUAGAACCGAGAGGAGUUAAACGAUCGAACCAACAUAUGGCAGCAUGGAUGCGUCAGCCGAUGUAUUUUCCUCCGGUCGAUCCCGAAGAUGCUCGGGACGGACCGAUCACAAUUUCAGCUGUUGUCGCCGGGCACAUGGUCCGACGUAUUUACGUAGAUGGGGGAAGCGCCUUCGAGAUCAUGUAUAUCCAGUGUUUCCAACAGCUGAAUCCCCAAACAAAAAGGAAGCUGAUCGAAGUAUCUACCCCAUUGAUAAGCUUUUCAGGAGAAGUAGUCCGUCCGAUAGGACAAAUUACUCUUCCAACCACAUUCAAAGAAGGUAGCAAAAGUCGGACGGUGCCACUAACCUUCCUUGUUGUUCGAACUCAUUCUUCUCACAACAUAAUACUUGGGCGCCCCGGAUUGCGAGCUCUAGGAGCAAUCAGUUCGACAAUACACGGAGCUAUUAAGUUCCCUACCGAAGCCGGAGUCGCAACCAUCUGUUCAGAGUCGAAUUCAUUGGUCGCCGAAGUAAGACAUACAGCCGAAACGAGCUCUAAGAAGUCUGAAGUACCUACCGAGCUAUGGGCAAUCAACCCAGACUUCCCCGAACAACAAGUGGCUAUCGGGGCUCAGCUCCCAAAACGAACAAAGAAACUUUUAUGGGAAUUGCUAAGUAACUCGAUAGAUGUCUUUGCGUGGCAGCAUUCUGAUAUGCAGGGAGUCCCCAGAUCGAUGGCACAACAUCACCUGAAUGUAAAAGAUUCAGUCAAGCCAAUAGCACAAAGAAAGAGACACAUGGCACCGGAUCGAGCAAAAGCCAUAGCAAAAGAUGUUAAAAGUCUCCUAGACGCGGGAAUCAUUCGGGAGGUUCGGUAUCAAACAUGGGUAUCAAACCCCGUGAUGGUACAGAAAAAAGAUAACUCAUGGAGAAUGUGCAUCGACUUCACCGAUCUAAACAAUGCGUGCCCAAAAGAUUGUUUCCCUCUCCCAGAGAUCGAUGAGAAGAUCGACUCCGUUGCAACAUUCAGGCUAAAAUGUUUUUUGGACGCUUACAAAGGCUAUCACCAAAUACAAAUGGCGGUCGAAGAUGAGGAUAAGACGGCCUUCGUCACCAAUGAAGGGGUGUUUUGUUUCAAAAAGAUGCCGUUCGGCUUGAAAAACGCCGGUGCUACGUACCAGCGCCUGAUGAACAAAGCUUUUAAGGACCAGAUCGAACGAAACGUAGAGGUGUACGUCGAUGACAUCGUGAUAAAAAGCCAUGAUGAGGCCGCCAUGCUGAAAGAUAUACUCGAAACAUUUACUCGGCUCCGAAGCAUUAACAUGAAGUUGAAUCCGAAAAAAUGUACAUUCGGGGUGGAAGAAGGCAAGUUCCUCGGGGUCAUGGUUGGGUCAAAAGGCUUACGAGCCAACCCCGACAAAAUUGACGCCGUUCUUACAAUGAAGCCCCCGACGUCAGUUAAAGAAAUUCAGUCCUUAAACGGACGAUUAGCUGCUCUCCAUCGCUUUUUAUCAAAAGCUGCAGACCGAUCGCUCCCAUUCAUGGACGUUCUCAGAAAAAGCUUUAGAUCGGAGUUUAAAUGGACGGGAGAGGCCGCGCGAGCUUUUGAAGAACUUAAAGAAUGUUUGGGCACCUUGCCAACCCUCACCGUACCAGAAGAAGACGAAGUAUUAACGGUGUAUUUAGCUGCAUCAUUCGGAGCCAUCAGCGCGGUAUUAGUUGCUCACCGAACGGGGAAACAAAUCCCCAUUUACUAUGUAAGCCGAACGUUGAAGGAUUACGAAACAAGAUACUCAAACUUGGAAAAAUUAGCCUUGGCCUUAGUCCAUGCUUCAAGAAGGCUUCGUCGAUAUUUUCAGGCCCAUCCAAUCGAGGUACGAACGGACCAAAGAAUCCAACACGUUCUCAGACGACCCGAGGUCUCAGGCCGAAUGGCGAAGUGGGCAAUUGAGUUGGGCGCAUUCAACAUUACCUUCCGAACCAAAGGUCCGUUAAAAGGACAGGUGAUAGCUGAUUUUUUGGUCGAAAUACCGGAAGAGAAAGAAACUGAGGGGGCAGGUAAAGCUCCGGAGAAGCCAUGGUCUUUAUAUACCGAUGGUGCCUCUAGUGCCGAAGGGUCAGGAGCGGGCCUAAUUCUCACCGACCCAGACGGAACGGAUGUAACGUAUGCGCUCCGGCUAGAAUUCAAAAGUUCCAACAACGAGGCCGAAUAUGAAGCUCUCCUGGCCGGCCUACGCCUAGCACAAAAAGUCGGAGCCAAGAAUGUUGUGGCCCAUGUAGACUCGCUGCUCGUAGCAAAUCAGGUAAAUGGAGAGUACGAAGCGAGGGAGCCAAACAUGAUCGAAUAUCUCGAGCAAGUAAGGCAAGCAAUGGCUUUGUUCGAAGCAUGUAGGGUCGAACAUAUCCCCCGAAGCAAAAACAAAAAAGCGGAUGCACUAAGCAAGUUGGCAUCAGUGUCAUUCAGCCACUUGGCCAAAGAAGUAAGAGUGGAAGUUUUAGCUACACCGUCAAUCGCAGCUCCGCAAGUAAUGCAAGUUGAAGUUCCAUCACAAACAUGGAUGACGCCAAUAAUUAAUUAUUUGGUGCAUGAUGUUCUGCCAACUGACAAAGCGGAAGCAAGAAAGGUCCAGAUCAACUCCCUCCAGUAUCAGAUGCAGGAAGGAGGCUUAUACCGAAAGACCUUUCUCGGACCAUUGCUAAAGUGUCUGGAUCCGGAGCAAGCUAGUUACAUCAUACGGGAAAUACACUAUGGCAUCUGCGGUAUCCAUGCCGGGCCCAAAAUGAUCGUAACAAAGGUAAAAAGCGCAGGGUAUUACUGGCCCGGAAUGCACGAAAGCGCCGUGAAAGAGCUCCAGCAAUGUGACGAAUGUCAGAGGCACGCACCUAUCAGUCUCCGAGCUAAAAAUGAAAUGAUUCCAGUAACCGCCGCCUGGCCCUUUCAAAAAUGGGGCGUCGAUAUAGUCGGACCUUUCCCGAGAUCGAGCGGAAGUGCACAAUACCUGUUGGUUGCAGUGGAUUAUUUUACUAAGUGGGUAGAAGCUCGUCCAUUCACAACCAUCUCCGGCUAUAACGUGACACGAUUUUUCUGGGAACAAAUAGUAUGCCGAUUCGGCCUGCCGCUCUACAUCAUAAGCGACAAUGCAAAACAAUUCGCGGAAAAUCCCUUCAAACGGUGGUGUGAAAGUUUAAAAAUCAACCAAGUUUUCUCCUCGGUUGCUCACCCCCAGGGCAACGGGCAGGUGGAGCAGAUUAAUCGUCGCAUCGUUGAUGGCAUAAAAAGAAGGUUAGGACAGGAAGGAAAAGGCUGGGCGGAUGAAUUACCGAACGUCUUGUGGGCGCACCGAACAUUGCACAAAACUAGCAACGGUGAAACACCGUUCAGCCUGACCUACGGAACUGAAGCAGUGAUUCCGGCCGAGAUUGGACUCCCAAAUCAAAGGCACAAGAAUUGGGAAGAAAACGAACGCGAACUCCGAUCCAACCUUGACCUACUGGAAGAGCGCCGAAACAUAGCCGCAAUCAAAGAGGCUCGGUACAAGGAAAAAAUCGAGAAGUAUUACAAUGCACGGGCUAAAAUCUACAAGUUUAAAGUCGGAGACUACGUGCUCCGAAACAACGACGCAAGUCGCGUCGAAGCCCCCGGCAAACUUACCCCAAAGUGGGAGGGGCCAUACCGAGUCAAGGAAGCCAGUGAGAAGGGCUCGUAUGUGCUAGAAAAGCUUGACGGAACCCCAGUGCCUCGAACAUGGAAUGGGGUACACUUAAAAAAGUGCUUCAUGUAA
This is a messenger RNA of Helianthus annuus (common sunflower), 5286 nucleotides long. RefSeq lists its product as uncharacterized. The transcript has a single exon. The record is from RefSeq and is a predicted model, not a curated record. Lineage: Eukaryota; Viridiplantae; Streptophyta; Magnoliopsida; Asterales; Asteraceae. Bases 1 to 5286 code for a protein of 1761 amino acids. Gene Ontology annotation, molecular function: RNA-DNA hybrid ribonuclease activity; nucleic acid binding. Gene Ontology annotation, biological process: DNA integration.